This is a messenger RNA of Lindgomyces ingoldianus, 563 nucleotides long. RefSeq lists its product as uncharacterized. NCBI's taxonomy places the organism in Eukaryota, Fungi, Ascomycota, Dothideomycetes, Pleosporales, Lindgomycetaceae. The annotation marks the transcript as partial. The record is from RefSeq and is a predicted model, not a curated record. The transcript has 5 exons.
AUGAAUGCGACGUUCUUCCCUUUGUUAGCGGGGGCACGUGACCGCUGCUGCUGUUUUGCGCAACCCUCACUCUCCUCACCAAGCUCCCUCAACCGCCUGUGUCCGACUCCUCUCUACACUCCAAAACAACUUCGGUAUGCCUCGCUUGAUUUCUUUGUACCAGCCUUUGCACUCAGCACCACCCAACCCACCCACGCCUUUUUUUUCACGCGUUUUUGCCCCGAUUCACGCGACAUGACGUUCGCAGACUCUCGUCUUGAUUUCUUGUUCUUCGCCGUCGCAACCGCUCCUUACCAAGCGCACGCUGACCAUAUUAGGGAUCCUCAUCGCAGGCUCAACUUUUUCUCAAUACAACCGUCAUCUAAGUUUGCAUGUCCGCGACUCACUUUGGUGUUUUGCGACCGACUCAACUCGGCGCGGAAACACUCCACGCAACCACCAAAGCCCCACGCACCUAGUCCUUUUGUCAUGAACAGAACCACUAAAUCGCUUAUGCGCCUAAUCAUCUGUUUUCGACCUUUGAGCAUUUUCCCGUCAUCUUUUAUCGCGCAUCAACUACAUAC